Molecule: messenger RNA, 1688 nt
Organism: Lates calcarifer (barramundi perch)
Lineage: Eukaryota; Metazoa; Chordata; Actinopteri; Centropomidae
Gene: rab38b
Product: RAB38b, member of RAS oncogene family
Exons: 3
Coding region: 288-944 (218 amino acids)
Biological process (GO): phagosome-lysosome fusion; endosome to lysosome transport
Cellular component (GO): trans-Golgi network; Golgi apparatus; phagocytic vesicle
Molecular function (GO): GTP binding; GTPase activity
Source: RefSeq, a predicted model, not a curated record
AUUUACACUAGAGACUCACGGACCUCUCCUAACAGGAACUCGUCCACAGUGUAGCGUCUCCAGCAAACCGUGCGCGCUGCUGCUGCUGCUGCUGCUGCUGGGUGGCGAGGCGAGGUCACAAGUUCCCCGGCACAGCCCCCGAGCGGAUCACACACUUCCCCACAGGGAGGGCGGCUCCCACAUCCGUGCGGAGAGGGAGACACACUAGGGACAAGGGGGACAAAAGCCUCAACCCGCACUCACACCGAGGCAGAAGGUUUGUGAAAGUCUGAGAUCCGACAGGUGGGAUGACCAAUCACCCAUCACAGUCCAACGGCAUGCAGAGCCUCCGGAAGGAGUACCUGUACAAGGUGCUGGUUAUCGGCGACCUCGGGGUCGGGAAGACUUCCAUCAUCAGGCGCUACGUCCACCAGACCUACUCCAACAACUACCGGGCAACCAUCGGAGUGGACUUCGCCCUGAAGGUGUUGAACUGGGACUCUGAGACUGUCCGGCUUCAGCUGUGGGACAUUGCAGGUCAGGAACGUUUUGGUAACAUGACACGAGUGUACUACCGUGAAGCCAUGGGAGCCUUUAUAGUGUUCGACGUGACACGGCCCACAACCUUCGAGGCCGUCAUCAAGUGGAAAGAGGACCUGGACUCCAAACUGAUGCUGGCUAACGGACAGAGCAUCGCCACCGUGCUGCUGGCUAACAAGUGUGACCAGGGCAGAGAGCUGACCAACAAUGGCAUCAAAAUGGACCAGUUCUGCAAGGACCAUGGCUUUGCCGGGUGGUUUGAGACCUCAGCUAAGGACAAUCUUAACAUCAGUGAAGCCGCAAACUUCCUGGUCAAGCACAUCAUGGCCACAGAGAACGACAUACUGAAAACCGUGGAACCUGACACCAUCUCGCCACAGCUCGACUCCAACAGGCAGACAAGCUGCUCUGGCUGCUUCAAAUAAUGACAGGAGCGAGUGAUGGCGGGACAGAACAGAAUGGAGUCACAGCAGGACAAAGUAGGAUGGGCGCACCACACGGCCUUCUGAGUAAAUCUGAUUACCCACAGUACAGUUUUGCUGCUUUGGUCCAAACCAGUUGAGUUGAACAUUUAAGUCUCUGCAACAAACCAGAGCUUGCAUUUGGACUCAGAAGCCGCAUGUUUAUUUAGGAGAGUUUUGGUAACUCUACAUACUGAGAGUGUGAUGUUUUUGUCAAACAAGCGAGUAUAACUUCAGUUAGGCAUAACACCCAUGUCAAAACUCCUUGGCAUGAUGUAUUAUAUCAUUUAAUGUAUCAAACCAUCAACCUUGCUCUUGGGGCUGUUCCUUUUUUAGCUGGUUGAAAUUAUAUCUCGCUUCUAACAGCAGUUCACUCCCUAACAAAACUGAACAAAAGGAGUAAAUAUCCUCAGUAUGAUUGAUGCAGCACACCUAAAGGUCUGCAGUAAUGACCUCUAUUAACCUCCAUAAAAACGUGGUGAAAAUAACAGUGUGGGAGACAUGCAGGCAUCCUGUAAUGUUAUUUUCUGAGAGCCAAAGAAAGUAGUAUUGACCACUUACAGUGGGUCCUAUGUUGUGUAAUGAUGUGAAUUUUGCACAUACAUUGUUUUUUUAAUGAUUUUAAGUUAUUUACCAUAUGCUUAUACAGAGAGUGUAAUGCUGGUUAUUGUGUUUUGUCGUGUUGCUUAAAACCCUCCAUUCAACUGA